UCAGUACGUUGAAAACUGUGGUCACAAGAAUUUUUCUCGUGAAACAUGUCGAUCGAGUUUGCCGCCAAGUGCGAAAUCCGCGCCGUCAUUCAUUACCUCUAUGGAACGCUAUAAACUAGAGGGUGAUAAUUUUCUCAAGUCUAUUGUUACUGGAGAUGAAACUUGGAUUGCACACUAUAUGUCUGAAACCAAGAGACAGUCCAAACACUAGUGUUCACCCUCAACCAAAAAAUUCAAAACCGAUUUCAGUCAAAAAAAUCAUGGCAUCAGUGUUUUGGGACCACAAAGACGUCAUAUUGAUUGAAUAUUUACCUCAGGGUGAGACCAUCAAAGCAGCAAGGUAUUGUGAAACCCUAUAAAAAUUGAGGAGAGCUAUUCAAAAUAAGAGGAAGGGUCUGUUAACAAGAGGAGUCUGCCUGCUGCACGACAACUCCAGACCCCACACAGCCAAUGUCGUGAAACAAUUUUUGGGCUCAUUUGGAUGAGAUGUUUUGAACCGCCCUCCGUAUUCCCCGACCUGGCGCCUUCAGAUUACCAUUUGUUCACUUCCCUGAAGAAGCACACGGGUGGAAAAAAAUUGUUUAUUGACGAGGAGGUGAAGGGGCGGUCGAGAAGUGGACAAAGGAGGUGGCGGCAGGCUCGAUCGACAUUAUUCACAAGAAAAAUUCUUGUGACCACAGUUUUUAACGUACUGAACUUGUUACGGUCUUGUUAUAAAGAAGAGGAGUAAAUCUAUACAGAAGUGUAGCGAACAUAGUAAAAAAACAUUUCCUGCGGUCGUGAGAGCCUUAGUACACUUACUUUCUGGAUAUGCCUCGUAUAAUAUAAUAGCUUUUCAAUAUCAUUAUGGUGGUCGGGGUGUACAAGCCCCCUGUGAAAUGUCUGCAAUUCCUAAACGACGUCCAACUGAACACGUGUCGCACAGCAUUCGACCACCCAGACCUUCAGCGUGUGCUACACACGGGACACUAUGACCUCGUAAUCACAGAGUUGCUCGGCUCCCGAUGCGACUUGUAUUUGGCCAGCCACCUGAGUGUACCACACGUAGCCAUUGUCUCCAGUCAGAUGCUGACCUGGUACCAGGAUUCGUUCGACAACCCAUCGAACCCAUCGUACAUCACGACUCUGAAUUCGCCGUACCCAAAGCCGGAGACGUUUGUCCAACGGCUCUGGAACUUAAUCGACUAUGUGACUGUUUGCGUGUACUUCAAACACAUAGACACUGCAGCCACGGUGAUGGGACGAAAAUAUUUCGGUGACAACAGGCCGCACGCUGAGGACUUGCUUCGUAACGUAUCAAUGGUGUUUCUCAACACGCAUUCGAACUUCGAUUUGUCCAAACCGUUGGCGACCAAUUUCAAAGAAAUCGGAGGCAUUCACUUAAAACCACCCAACCCUUUGCCCACCGACUUGGAAGAAUUUAUCAACAAUUCCGAACACGGCGUAAUAUACUUCAGUUUGGGGUCCGUGGUCAGGAUGAAAGAUUUACCAAUUUCUAUACAAUUUGGACUCAAGGAAGGAUUCGGAGAAUUACCACAAAAGGUUUUAUGGAAGUUAGAGUCAGAUUGGCCAAUCAUCGAUCUACCUGAAAAUGUAAUGUCUAGAAAAUGGUUUCCUCAAUAUGAUAUUAUAAGACAUCCAAAUGUAAAACUUUUUAUCACACACGGUGGUAAUUCUGGCGUUAUCGAAGCGACUAGCGCAGGCAUUCCGGUACUAGGCUUUCCUAUAUUCUUUGACCAACCAAGAAAUUUGGAACUAUUCGAACACUGGGGUUCCGGCUUAUUCGUAGACUUUAAUAAUUUUACCAAAGAAGACUUUGUAUACAAGAUUAAACGGAUUCUAAAUGAUCAAAGGUUCAAAGAAAAUGCCGUGAAGUUAUCGCGCCGUUUUCACGAUCGUCCACUAAAUCCUAAAGACACAGUGGCUUAUUGGACAGAGUACGUGUUGCGACACAACGGUGCACACCAUCUGAAAUCACAGGCCAUAAAUACUAAAUGGUAUCAGUACUUCUCAUUGGACUUAUUUUUUAUUGCAUUCGUUAUAAUUACGUCAGUAUUGUACUUCUUUUACAAUGUUAUUUCAAUCGUUUUAAAAUGAAUAAAACCUAUAACAUGAGACAAU
Molecule: messenger RNA, 2121 nt
Organism: Rhopalosiphum maidis (corn leaf aphid)
Lineage: Eukaryota; Metazoa; Arthropoda; Insecta; Hemiptera; Aphididae
Product: UDP-glucuronosyltransferase 2B10-like
Exons: 5
Coding region: 847-2097 (416 amino acids)
Molecular function (GO): UDP-glycosyltransferase activity
Source: RefSeq, a predicted model, not a curated record